Molecule: messenger RNA, 1569 nt
Organism: Adineta steineri
Lineage: Eukaryota; Metazoa; Rotifera; Eurotatoria; Adinetida; Adinetidae
Source: the annotation of a GenBank genome assembly
AUGCUCAUUGUUCUGUAUAUCUUUAUAAUUAUUAUCCUAAUCGCAUUUGGUAUCGUCUAUAUAAAAGUGAUUCGUCCUCAAAAACGUAUAUAUGAUAUAUUUCGUGCACAAGGAAUUAAUGGUGAACCAUUUGUGCCCAUCAUUGGUCAGCUUUCUGAAAUGCGUCGACAUCGACAAGCUGAUUUAAUUAUGACUUAUCAAGAAAAUCUAGCAAAAAAACAUGGAAAUAUAUUUUUAGUUUGCUUCGGCCCUAUAACACGUAUUGUUAUUACCGAACCUGAUAUGUUGGCUGAUGUAUUUAGUCGAGCAAAUGCACAAAAUUAUACAAAACCACCCAUGAUGGCUAAUGUGUUUCGACCAAUUAUUGGAGUACAGAAUUUAUUAGUUGGCCAUGGCUAUGAACAUGAGCGAGCACGUCGAAUGAUUAAUCCUGCUUUUCAUCAUAUUAAUCUUAAAUCUAUGAUUUCCAUUAUUACUGAUCAAACUGCUAAAACAAUUCAAGAACUUCUUUCUACAGUAAGUUCAAACGACGAAAAAGGAGCACGAGUUAAUGUACAAAUUCAAUUUAAUGCAUUAACAUUAUCUAUUAUUGCAUCGAGUGCAUUUGGAUCAGGUUUUGAAACAAUUACAAAUGCCAAAGAAAUAAUUUGUCGUACAUUUACUGAAUUACUUGAUGCAAUAGUUUAUCGUACGUUAUUUAUGGUCAAUCAAAUACCUAUAAUAUCGAAAUUACCUUUUUGGAAGAAGACUAUUGUUGAUAAUGGUGCUCGAUUGAUAUCGGAAUUAAUUGAUAAGAUAAUCACUGAACGUCGACAAGGACAUUCAACUAGUAUGUGUAAUGGUGCUGAUCUUCUCGAUUUACUUCUUUCAGCUGUUGAUGAUCAAGGAAUACCAUUUACUGAUGAACAAAUUAAAGAUGAAGCAUUAACAUUUGUAUUUGCUGGUAGUGAAACUACUGGUAAUCUUAUGUCAUGGAUAUUUUAUAUUCUUACAACUCAUCAUCAUGUCUUAGUCGCAUGUCAAGAAGAAGUUGAUAGAAUAUUACCGAAUGGUAUAGAACCAACAAAUGAACAUCUUUCUAAAUUAGUUGUAUGUGAAGCAAUAAUCAAUGAAACACUUCGUCUUUAUCCACCAGCACCACUUUUUACUCGUUACUGUACACAUGAACAUGUUAUUGGUACCGAACGUCAACUACGUAUACCUGUAGGAGCAACAAUUACGAUAAAUAGCUAUAUUCUUCAUCGUCGAAGUGAUCUAUGGGAUAGACCAGAUGAAUUUGAUUAUACUCGAUGGAUGCGUGAUCCAAAAACAGAUUUAAAACCAAAGCUACCUCAUCCAUUUGCUUAUUUGCCAUUUGCUGCUGGCUCACGUAAUUGUAUUGGACAAAAUUUUGCUUUAUUAGAAGCGAAAAUAAUGUUAGCAAUGUUUAUUCAACGAUGUAACUUUGAAUUAGUACCAGGACAGAAAAUAGUACCUGAUCUUAAAAUUACAAUGCGACCGAAAUAUGGUCUUUGGUUAAAUAUUAGUAAACGACAAAUAAAAAAGACCUAUACUAGAUUAUGUGAAUAA